AUGCAUCCGAGUGGCGGCGCGCUGUCGGUGCCACCGGGCUUCCGGUUCCAUCCGACGGACGAGGAGCUCCUCUACUACUACCUGAGGAAGAAGGUCGCUUAUGAGGCCAUAGAUCUUGACGUCAUCAGGGAGAUCGACCUCAACAAGCUCGAGCCAUGGGACCUCAAAGAUCGGUGCAGGAUAGGCACAGGGCCGCAGAACGAGUGGUACUUCUUCAGCCACAAGGACAAGAAGUACCCGACGGGGACGAGGACGAACCGGGCCACCACGGCGGGGUUCUGGAAGGCGACGGGCCGCGACAAGGCCAUCUUCCUCGGCAGCGGCGCCAGGAGGAUCGGCAUGAGGAAGACGCUGGUGUUCUACGUCGGGAGGGCUCCCCACGGCAAGAAGACCGACUGGAUCAUGCACGAGUACCGCCUAGACGAAGACAACGUUGAGGUCCAGUCCGGAAUGCAGGAAGAUGGCUGGGUGGUGUGUAGGGUUUUCACCAAGAAGAGCUACACGAGAGGCAUGAACCCGGCGGGGAUGGCGGGGUACGACGACGACGAGCUCCUCCACCCUUUCCCGGUUCCAUCUUCCGCCGCCGGCGCAAUGCAAAUGAUCACGGACCAGAAGCACAUCAUGCACAGCCCCGGCCACCUCAUGCAGCAGCAGCAGCAGCAGCACUACGACUUCCCUUCCUUCGACGCGUCCAUGCAGCUCCCGCAGCUCAUGAGCGCCGAGCACGAGCAGCAGACGCUCUCCUCCUUCCUCCCCGGCGCACCGGCUGCCGUUGCCAUGAGCUCGCACGAGCUCGAGUGCUCACAGAACCUGAUGAAGCUCACUUCGAGCGGCACCAACGGAAUGCUCCACCACGGUGGCAGUGGCGGUGGCGGUGGCGGCGACCCCCGCUUCCCCGGCACGGACUGGUCCAUCCUGGACAAGCUCCUCGCCUCGCACCAGAACCUGGACCAGCUCUUCCAGGGCAAGGUUGCCGCCGCCGCAGCAGCAGCAUCAAUGGCGCCUUAUCAACAGCAGCAUCAGCAGCAGCUCAUGGAGCAGCUUGGAGGCGGCAGCACCUCCUCCAUGCAGAGAAUGCCACUGCAGUACCUCGGCUGUGAGGCCGCCGACCUCCUCAGGUUCUCCAAGUAG
Messenger RNA from Triticum turgidum subsp. durum (durum wheat), 1131 nucleotides. Lineage: Eukaryota; Viridiplantae; Streptophyta; Magnoliopsida; Poales; Poaceae. The record is from the annotation of a GenBank genome assembly.